AGCGUGACGUAGGAGGAAGGAGACGCCAUUAGAGGGAGGCGGAGAAGGCCGCGCUCUCGGCCUUUCCCCGGGGCGCGCCCGACGUGCCGGCCUUUCCGGGGCUCGCGCCGCGGCGGCGGCUGUGGGGAGCGAGCGCGGCGCGCUGCGGGGCGCGGGCUACCGGGGAGCGCCGGGAUGGCGGCGGCGACGGGCGGGGGCGGCGGCGGCGGCGGCGGCGGGGGCGGCGCGGCGGCCGGCCGAGCCUACUCCUUCAAGGUGGUGCUGCUCGGCGAGGGCUGCGUGGGGAAGACGUCGCUGGUGCUGCGCUACUGCGAGAACAAGUUCAACGACAAGCACAUCACCACGUUGCAGGCAUCAUUCUUAACAAAGAAGUUAAAUAUUGGUGGGAAAAGAGUAAACCUUGCUAUAUGGGAUACUGCAGGUCAGGAGAGAUUUCAUGCAUUGGGUCCAAUUUACUACAGAGACUCAAAUGGAGCUAUUUUAGUCUAUGAUAUAACAGAUGAAGAUUCUUUUCAGAAGGUAAAAAACUGGGUGAAAGAAUUACGGAAAAUGUUGGGAAAUGAAAUCUGUUUAUGUAUAGUCGGUAAUAAAAUAGAUUUGGAAAAGGAGAGACAUGUUUCCACUCAAGAAGCAGAAUCGUAUGCAGAAUCUGUGGGCGCAAAACAUUAUCAUACUUCAGCCAAACAGAACAAAGGAAUUGAGGAACUCUUUCUUGACCUUUGUAAAAGGAUGAUAGAAACAGCACAAUUGGAUGAGAGGGCAAAAGGCAAUGGUUCCAGUCCACAAGGAACUGCAAGGCGAGGGGUGCAGAUCAUCGAUGAUGAGCCUCAGGCCCAGAGUGCUGGUGGAGGCUGCUGUUCUUCUGGAUAACUAUUCACACCGAAGAGAAGAAAAUGAACUGUGCAUCAUUGCCCUCAACAUGAAGACUGCCAUAUUCCAAGUCACAUUAUUUUACCAAUGGAAUUAUAGAAUUAACAGUAUUUUAAAUUACGUUUAUAACACUGCGGAGACCUAAAGUGCUAAACUUAGUGGAGUUUGUGACCAGAGAAUUGGCAUUUUCUACAAAUGUUAAUAAAGCAAUUACCAAUGGCCUUUUUACAUAUUUUUUUCUUUAAUAAGGAAUAAUAUGCAUGUAGAAAAGACCUACUUAAAGGCUUCAUUUAUAUUCUUUUAAAUCAAAUCUUUAUUUAAUAACUUAUAUAUGUUGUUGGAAUGGUAUACAUUUUUUCAGCUCUUUGUAUUUUGUGGUAGUUUUAAUUGUAUCACUUCUAAAUGGCAACCUGUUUCUGUUUUUUGUUUUUGUUUUUUAAUUAGCAGAUACCUGAAGUACUAUUUUUGCAGGGUUUGCACAGACCCCUAACUAUCUACUACUUUGAUAUAAUCUAUAUACAUCCUGUAUGCUGAGCUGGUAAAAUAUAUUGUAAAUUCUGCAUUAAAUAUUUUAUCUGCUUUUACAAGAGCAAGGUGCAAAAAUAUAUACAAUAGUUUGAUGACUGUCAUUUGAAUUAACAUUUGGUGAUAAAGCCGAAGCUUUUGACUCUGAUAUAAAGAUCAUAGCUCCCCUUUACUUUUGUCUUAACUUGAAAGUGGUGUGUUUAAAUUUUCACAUAUACAUUACUUAAAUUUUUGCUGUUGUCACUUUUUUUGCCUUUGUAAGUCCAGCAGCUUUGCCUUUGGUGUUUGUUUUUUUGUUUGUUUGUUUGUUUUUGAAUAAAAGCGAUAAGAGAUAAGUUCUGCUGAUUCUGCUUUAGAACAGUUACCAUAGAUGUAUUUGAGGGGAGCAUGCUGGAUUUCACUUCUGCGAUGGUUAUUGUUUUCUCUUAGACUUUUCAUGGCUCACUGGUAUGAGAUGAAACAGAGGGGAGUCCCUCAUAGUGGCCACUCACCAACAUUCAUUCAUAUAUCAUGUUGGUAUUUUAUGUUUCUGAGACAGCACUUUUUAAUCUUUUGUGAAUAAAUUGUAUUUGUUCAUUGCUUUCCAGAGAUGAACACAGAAAGUUCUGUUUUGUUUCAAAGGUUAUUCUUCUGACUUUCUGUGAAAGGAAACAUUUCAUGUAAUGGAGUUAUAGUGAACACUGGAAAGACUUAUAAAAUUAUAUUCUUGUAUUCUUUGUAAAUUAGUCUCUCAUUCGGGUUG
This is a messenger RNA of Sorex fumeus (smoky shrew), 2137 nucleotides long. RefSeq names its product RAB21, member RAS oncogene family (gene RAB21). Lineage: Eukaryota; Metazoa; Chordata; Mammalia; Eulipotyphla; Soricidae. The record is from RefSeq and is a predicted model, not a curated record. Gene Ontology annotation, molecular function: GTP binding; GTPase activity. The transcript is spliced from 8 exons. Gene Ontology annotation, biological process: Rab protein signal transduction. The coding region runs from base 175 to 870 and encodes 231 amino acids.